AUGAUCCGUGGCUUUGUCUUCGCGCUGGUUUGGUCUCAGGCUGCAGCCGGACCCCUGAGUGGUCUGUUGGCAAGCCUGACCGGUCCUGAGAAUGCGACUUGCGCCGACACCCAUCACGCUUGUGCUACGAGCUUUGCUGCCUUCUUCCCGGAGACCGCAGCCACGCAUGCGACCGAGCACUUCUUGCCGGACAUCUCCAGCUCCUCUGUGGCAGAUGCAAGCGCCGCACACCAUGAUGGGCACAUGGAUCAGUUCGACUCCUCUUCCUUGUUGACCGGUCGACGUCCCCGGAUGUUCGUGAGCUUCGAGAAGAAGUGA
Messenger RNA from Symbiodinium necroappetens, 318 nucleotides. The record is from the annotation of a GenBank genome assembly. NCBI's taxonomy places the organism in Eukaryota, Dinophyceae, Suessiales, Symbiodiniaceae.